Emericellopsis cladophorae is the source of this 729-nucleotide messenger RNA. RefSeq names its product nicotinamide riboside kinase. Gene Ontology annotation, cellular component: cytoplasm. The transcript is spliced from 3 exons. Bases 1 to 729 code for a protein of 242 amino acids. The record is from RefSeq and is a predicted model, not a curated record. Lineage: Eukaryota; Fungi; Ascomycota; Sordariomycetes; Hypocreales; Bionectriaceae. Gene Ontology annotation, molecular function: ATP binding; kinase activity.
AUGGCCGUCGAACCUGUGAUCCAGGGCCUCAAUGCCUUGGACAAGACAACGCAAAUGUUGCGAGAUCGUAUCUUGAUGCUUCUUGAACGCCAGCAGGAGCAGGCGUGCCAGCAAAACAAUCGCGUCUUGGUCGCGCUUGCUGGUGUCCCCGGCUCUGGCAAGUCGACCGUUGGGAAUGCCUUGCUGCGAGUGCUUCCCCUUUAUAACGUCAAGGAAGUCUGUGUACUCCCGAUGGAUGGUUUCCACCACACAAAAGAGGCUUUGAUGGCAUUUGACGAUCCGGCUCUGGCGUUCCAAAAGCGAGGUGCCCCUUUCACUUUUGAUGCCGAGGCUUUCUUCAAGCUCGUCCAGUGCAUUAAAGAGACGCCAGUCACACGACCCGACGAAAAGGCCGUGACAUUCUUGGCGCCAGACUUCGACCAUGCCGUGGGCGACCCUGUGCCAGACGCAAUUCAAAUCUCAUCAGCGGCCCGCAUAGUCAUCGUUGAAGGCAACUAUACCCUGUUGGACGAAGAACCUUGGAACAAGAUCGCAGCGCUGGUUGAUGACAGAUGGUUCGUCGAUGUUACUCCCGACGUGGCUCGCGAGCGCCUAGCGAAGAGGCACAUGCAGGCGGGUAUUGAGAAGACUUACGAAGCGGCCGUAGCACGAGCAGAAGACAAUGAUCUUCCCAACGGUGCCCUGAUUCGAUCAAAGCUGAUAAGGCCUGAUGUCAGGAUAUUGAAUUGA